GCCAUCGAAGAUGGCUGCCGCGCGUUACGAAAGACCGGACGGUGUAUCACGGGGAAGUCGUUUCUCGAUCGUUGAUAUAAUCGCCGCGCCGCCGUCCGCUCUUCUUAGUCGUCGGGCACGGUGGUGGCCGUCGACGCGAUGGUAUACGAUAUUAAGUGGAUCAUACCAAAACUACGGAACCCGUCCCGACUCUGGAACAUCGCGAGCAGCAUAACCUUCGCGGCGGUGGGCAUUUUUUCGAAAAUCAUCAUAGAAUGGCUGAACAAAACAACGGUGUACAACAAGCACAUUAUUGUGCGCGCCUUAGACCUCCGGCCGAAAAAUGUUCCGCUCAUUACCGUGUCGAAUCAUCACAGUUGCUUCGACGAUCCGGGUAUAUGGGCGACCCUGGACUUCAGGCACUCGUGUAGCCGACGUAAGGUACGAUGGUCGCUCGCCGCGCAUGACAUUUGUUUUACGAAUGUCUGGCAUUCCUACUUUUUCAUGCUCGGCAAGUGCAUACCCAUCGUCCGAGGAGAUGGCGUGUAUCAGGAAGCCGUGGACUUCUGCAUCGAAAGGUUGGCCCUUGGCGAGUGGGUGCAUGUCUUCCCCGAGGGAAAAGUCAAUAUGCUUAAGGAAGAAAUGAGAUUGAAAUGGGGCGUGGGUAGAUUAAUAUUGGAAUCACCCAUCACGCCUAUCGUAAUUCCUAUCUGUCAUCUCGGUAUGGAUGAAGUACUUCCCAACGAACCGCCGUAUAUGCUUAAAGUGGGAAAAAGAGUUACCAUGAAUUACGGUGAGCCCAUAGACUUCAGUGGAUUGCUGACCGAAUUGCGGGAAUCAAAAGCAAGCGAGAUGGAUGCGCGUAAAGCGAUAACUGAUCGCAUUCAGCAAGAGCUUUCCAGAUUGAAAGCAGCAACGGAAAAGCUUCAUGCUAAGUUAUGACGAAGAUUAUCUAUUUUUCGUCAUCCCUCCGUCUAGCCUUAAUUUGCCAAAAAUAUAAAGAGAAAUUGAUAUCAACAAAAGUGAGAUUUGUAUGUAAACAUAAAUCCGUACGAAAUUAGUUUUUUUUUUAAUGCGUAUUUUGUAAUAUGUAGUAUUUUUGACAAUACUGAGUAAUGUAAGUAUCAAUUGUAUUAGAAGUCAUUCUGCGAACUACGAUGUUUAUAUCGUUUAAAUUAUUCUUCGUAACUCUUCGAGAGAUCACUUGAUACGCCUACACAAAAUACAUCUAUAAAAUUAUGCACUUGCUUCCGCAAUUUUACAUAUUUUUCUAUUAAUAUAAAUUGAGAUCUGUUUAAGCGAUUUAUUGAAAUCCU
This is a messenger RNA of Trachymyrmex cornetzi, 1295 nucleotides long. RefSeq names its product tafazzin, phospholipid-lysophospholipid transacylase (gene Taz). Bases 139 to 921 code for a protein of 260 amino acids. The transcript is spliced from 5 exons. Gene Ontology annotation, molecular function: 1-acylglycerophosphocholine O-acyltransferase activity. NCBI's taxonomy places the organism in Eukaryota, Metazoa, Arthropoda, Insecta, Hymenoptera, Formicidae. Gene Ontology annotation, biological process: inner mitochondrial membrane organization; cardiolipin acyl-chain remodeling. The record is from RefSeq and is a predicted model, not a curated record. Gene Ontology annotation, cellular component: mitochondrial membrane.